AUAUCCCCGCCGCUGACCCCGACGUUUCCGGAAAAUCAAGCGUGUAAAAUCCGUUAGGAUAUCUUCAUGCGGAUAACUGAGCAGACGACGAGAUUUGGCUCGUGCCAAUAGAUUCAGGAUCCGAGGGGCACACCAAUAGGGGUGACAACGACGCCCCUCCUAGCGCACGCUCGCGGCGUCGCAGGGGCGGAGGGACAGACCCUAUUGGGGAGUUUAUAAUCCGGGUCGCCGGAAUGCACCCAACAGUGAAAUGUGAAGAACCGUGCCAGUCGCUCGUUGAAGACUGUGAGGCAUGCCUCGCAUGCAAUUCCAACACCAUGACAUGGAAUUCGAAACGUUUCGCAACAGUUAUCAGCCGGCAGUCCUCCAGAGACUGGGCUUCGAGUCGCACUUCCUAUCCAGCACGGCGUUCCAUCUUCAACACCUCCAAUACGUCCAGCGUUCCUACUCGGAGCCUCUGGAACUGACAACCUCGUAUCCUCUGGACUUGAGCUUGAAGACUCAAGCUCCCAUAACACCGCCAUGUACACCUUCGCCUGGCAUCAAACGACAACAUUCCCCAACACCAGAACUCCCGACCAAGAAGAAGGUUACACAGACAUCAUUCAGUACCAAGAAAACGAACAAGGCUACUAGGAAACUGAACUUCGACGAAGACAACAGUUCCCCAGUGUCUGGCACCAUCAUCCGCGAACUUGGACCUGACGAAAAUCUGGUAGUACGCAAAGGAGACAUAGAUCCAGCCUUCAACGUCGUGGAGGUAACCGAAGAGGCCAAAGCAGAAAUCGCCAAGAUAGAGAACCACAUCGGUGACUACGUUUGUAGACUCUGCAAAGAACUGUACGAAGACGCCUUCGGACUUGCACAACACAGAUGUUCCAGAAUCGUUCACGUAGAAUACAGAUGUCCGGAAUGUGACAAAGUAUUCAACUGUCCCGCCAACCUGGCGUCCCAUCGCAGGUGGCACAAACCCAGACCAUCGAAAGAGGCCAAAACCGAGGAAGUCAAAGAGGACGAUAUGUCCGAGCAAUUCACGUGUUCCGAAUGUGGGAAGCGGUUCAAGAGGAUUGCCUACCUAAGGAAACAUCAGACGGUACAUCAGAUUGAAUGACAAAGGCUUGUACCAGUGAGGCCGAUACCAAGAAUGCCCACGAAGCUGUGGAGGCCUCCCCCGUUGCCUCCACCGCCUUGCAACCUACUCUCUGAAAGGUACGUCCCGAAUUUCACUUGGAUGAAUCAUUUUUGAAACGCUGGUCAGUUUAAAAUCUCGUUUUUGGAUCAAUAAGAAUUCAGUCACGAUUUCUAGUCAAAAACAUUUGUUCUAGUCAUAUUCUAAUAGUGUACCUACAGUACAUGAUGUAUAUUUUUAAUUUUAAACAAAUAAUUAUUAUUUUUGUAUAUCAUAGCCACGAGAAACCUGAUUUCUAGUCAAUUUUUCUAGUCACAAAACAUUUAUUCUAGUCAUUUUUAGUAUAUAAUAUAUAUUUUUAAAUUUUAAGAAAUUAUCAUUAUUUUUCAUAUAGUCAGUAUCAGUCUAUAUUUUGCUAAGUAACUUAUUAAUUAACCUUCAGAGAAGACACUUGAUCUAGUUAAUGUGCAGUGUUUUCCUGAAGAAAGUAUCUAGUCAGAAUCUAGUCAACAAUAUUUCGCUGCUAACGCAACAAACCAUUAUAAUUAAUUUGAAUCUAGUCAUUAUUUCAAAGGUCGAUCCUAUAUUGCCAAAAUCUAGUCGAAAAUCUAGUCUUACAUUAGAGUAUAUUAUUAUGUAGUAAACACUGCUGGCAUGUCAUAAUUUAAGAAAAUUGUAUGCUCUUGUAAAUAUCUUUCAACCCCAAUCGUGGCUGAAUUCCAUAUCAUACCAUUAAUGUUACUUAUAACUCUUAAAAAAAUUGUGAUAUUAAUUUCUAAGAUAGGAUAUCCUUAGGUUAGUCCACCUAAUACGUUUUUAUUUUCAAUUUUUUCUCUUGAAUUGCAAACGACCAUUCAAAGUAGAAUUUUUCAAAAAUAAUCCACACGCCUGAAUUUUCCAUCACACGAAUUGAAGUUGUUGUUUUCAGAUUUUUACUUUGUGAGAUAUCAGUUAUCCGUUGGUCUGUUUGGUACCUAUCAAUUAUAGGUCGUUGAAACCAAUAUUUUUUUAGAUGUUUUCAUCAUAGUGAAGAUCGUAAUAUUGUGAUUCUUCCUUGGAAAUAGGAUAGAUUUUCGUUGGAUUGUUGAAACCUACAAAGUUGUAGGAUGUUGAAACCAAAUGAUCCGUUUAUUUUAUUUCUCAAUUGAAGAAUUAAUUUGCGAAUUUGUGUGGGGAAAAUUCAGUACGUCAUCCAGCAGCAAUCAUCUACAAAUCCGAACAUAUUUUCUGCAAAUUUGAUGAGGAAAAAUUUAGUAUAAGAAUCUGAAGUGCAGGCAGGACGAUAGUUUGCAAUAAACUAAGAGCACAUUGAAAAUUAAUUUCACCGAUUGAAUGUUAACGCCAAUGUCUUGACAUUAUUUGUAGAAAAUAGCAAUGGAAUUCGUGAAUUUGGAGCUGCCAUUAAAUUUAUAUCUAUUCGAGGACUUGUGCCAGUAUUGUAUAGUGUAAAACUUCGAUAAUGUUCUGCCUAUAUAUUUUUUUGAUUUACUUAUUUCGAAACUAUUUGAAAUCAUGAAUUCACACAACUAGUCACCUGAAUGGUUUUGAGCCAUAAUGAUUUAUAUGUAUGUAUGUAAAGGAAAUAUAUUUUUUAUUUUGUAUGAUUUAUAAAUUUAACAAGAUGUAGAUAUGUAUUUCAUCUGAAGAAGCGAGUGUUUCUAGUCAAACGUAGUGAGCCACAGGCAUUUAUUAAGGUUAAUUUAUGUGAAAUAAUGCCAAAUGAUCUCGGCCUGUGGAUGUAGAAUAUUUAAGAUUCUGUAAAAAUUUGUAAAUAUAUGAAAAAUGUGUUGGUUUUUUAAUAAAAAAUAUAUGACA
Molecule: messenger RNA, 2944 nt
Organism: Coccinella septempunctata (seven-spotted ladybird)
Lineage: Eukaryota; Metazoa; Arthropoda; Insecta; Coleoptera; Coccinellidae
Product: insulinoma-associated protein 1a-like
Exons: 1
Coding region: 293-1111 (272 amino acids)
Biological process (GO): neuron differentiation; negative regulation of transcription by RNA polymerase II; regulation of cell cycle process
Cellular component (GO): transcription repressor complex; nucleus
Molecular function (GO): DNA-binding transcription repressor activity, RNA polymerase II-specific; RNA polymerase II cis-regulatory region sequence-specific DNA binding
Source: RefSeq, a predicted model, not a curated record